Mycena citricolor is the source of this 201-nucleotide messenger RNA. NCBI's taxonomy places the organism in Eukaryota, Fungi, Basidiomycota, Agaricomycetes, Agaricales, Mycenaceae. The record is from the annotation of a GenBank genome assembly.
AUCGAAUUUGGGACAUCUGGUCAAAAACGGCUCUGACCUCAAUUCGUGGAUUACAAUACUCCAUCGGCAGACCGGGGAGUCAGUUUCGUCCGCUGUGUCCCAGGUCCUGGCCUCGAAGGGCCCGGUUAAAUCUGUUCAGCUCAAGCCGGGAGGCCCUCCGCCUAAUCCUCUCCUUGCCAUCGACCCUGGACCCAAACUCAG